CAUUCGUCAAGAUUAUUGUAGCACCGAAAGGGUUAAUUACGUUCGACUCAAAUGCAGCUAGACUGAGCUUCGCCUUUAUACCACUUGAGAUUUUAGCAAUUCGUUCCAUUUUUUGACGUAAAUUAAUUUUUCCACGGGACAAUAAAGAUCCUAUUGUUAUAAUAACCAUUAUUAGUAACAGGGUGUGUGGAUAACAGUAUUGCUGUUGUUUUAUAUAGAAUUCCUUACCCUUUUCCAACAACGUUCUAAUAGAAACAAACGAAUACCCAACAACAUAGCUGUCAAGUUGCGACUACACUAACAGUGAUUCCGGCAGUCAUUGAAAGAGGUGGCGAUGACUGGAAAUAACCAAACAGCGUUAACCUACAAUCCGGAACUGAGCUACUUAGUGCUUCUGCGGCUGUUGAUCGGGCUGUUUAGACCCGACAUAGUGGACCAUGAAUCCAGGGUGAAACCAAUACUACCGGAUGACUUGCAAAGCAGUUACGAUUUCGUAAUAAUUGGGGGUGGGUCAGCCGGUUCCGUGGUUGCUAAUCGUUUAUCAGAGAAUGGUAACUGGACGGUGCUCUUGCUGGAAGCCGGCCCAGACGAACCAAACGAAUCGGACGUACCUGCCGUGUUUCCGGAUCUUCAGCAGACUCCAUUUGACUGGCAGUUUAAGACGGAACCAUCAAAAGAUUAUUGUCAAGCGUUGGAAAAUGGACAAUGCAACUGGACACGCGGCAAGGUACUCGGGGGUAGCAGCGUGUUGAACGUGAUGUUGCAUGUCCGCGGCAAUAGGAAGGAUUACGACCACUGGGAGCAGUUAGGUAAUCCAGGUUGGGACUACAAAAGCGUGUUACCCUAUUUCAAGAAGUCAGAGGAUAUAAGGAUCGAAGAGUUGAAGAAUUCUCCCUAUCACAAUACCGGUGGACACCUGACCGUCGAGCAUUUUAGGUACCGGACUCCUAUAACGAACUAUUUGAUAAAGGCAGGCCAAGAUAUGGGAUACGACAUUGUGGACAUCAACGGACCUACUCAAACCGGAUUCACAUUUUCCCAGGCCACGAUAAGAAACGGGCUACGUUGUAGCACUGCGAAGGCUUUUUUACGAUCAGCUUCUAAGAGAACGAAUCUACACGUUAGCGUGCUCUCAACUGCAGAGAAGAUUCUGGUUCGCACAGAUGGACAAUCGAAGACCGCGCAUGGCGUGCAAUUUCGUGUUGGAUCGAAACUCCACAAGGUAAACGCGAAUCGCGAGAUCAUUUUGUCCGCUGGUGCGAUACAAUCGCCACAAUUGCUGAUGGUGUCUGGUAUUGGUCCGAAAGAUCAUUUGAAGGAAAUGGGAAUCCCAUUGGUGCAGGAUGCACCCGGGGUGGGUGAAAAUCUUCAGGAUCACGUGAUGAUAGACGGUAUGACUUACUCAGUAGAUCCACCAAAGGAUUGUAUGAACAACAUGCCUUUUACAUAUGAUUUUGUGAAAACCAUUACGCCGGAUACGAUCACGGAAUUCGCUGUGAAUUGUACUGGGACCCUGUAUGCGAUGCCCUUUGGUGAUGCCAUGGGUUUCAUUAACAGCAAGUAUGCAAACAAGUCCGCGGAUUAUCCAGACUUAAGCAUCACCUUGGGAUCUUCAGGCAAUAGUAUAGCCGGUGGUGUCUUCAAGCAGAGGGCUAACAAGAAGAUCGGACAGUACUCAAACACAUACAGGACAACUUCAUAUCUGCCAAGACCUCGGAGCAGAGGAUACAUUAAAUUGCGUUCCAAGGACGUGCAUGAGCAUCCGAUCAUCGUUCCAAAUUACUUUCAGGAUCCUCACGAUCUCGAUGUUCUGAUGGAAGCAGCGAAAUUCAUUCACGCAAUGAGCGAGACCCCGACAAUGAAGCAGUUGAACACACGAGCGAAUCUAACCAGUAUUCCACAGUGCUCGUCGUUACCGUUUCCAUCGGACGAUUAUUGGAGAUGUCACGUGCGAUUUUUUUCAAUGACGACUUAUCAUCCGUGCGGGACAUGCAAAAUGGGACCAGCGAACGACUCCAUGGCUGUCGUGGAUUCUAGACUAAAGGUUCACGGAAUUUCUGGACUACGGGUGAUCGAUGCUUCGAUUAUGCCGAACAUCGUAUCUGGAAAUAUUAAUGCGCCGACUAUUAUGAUAGCUGAAAAGGCUGCCGACCUGAUUAAGGAAGAUUGUAAAUAUAAAUUAAAUACUGCAUUUAGUAAUACUGACAGUACUAUUGAGUACAGUUUAUUAAAUAUCAGUACUAAACGGAAGAACUUAAUCGAUAAAGCUUUUUUACCAGAACAUCGAGAUCGUGAGGAUCCUGAAAAGAUGGCGAUUAGAGGCAAACUUGCUGUUUUCCGAACAGUGUUAACCUACAGCCCGCAACUGAGUUUCUUAGUACUUCUGAGACUGUUGAUCGGGCUGUUUAGACCCGACAUAGUGGACCAUGAAUCCAGAGUGAAACCAGUACUUCCAGCUAACUUGCGAUGUAGUUACGAUUUCGUGAUAAUCGGAGCUGGGUCAGCCGGUUCCGUGGUUGCUAAUCGUUUAUCAGAAAAUGGUAACUGGACGGUGCUCUUGCUGGAAGCCGGCCCAGACGAACCAAACGAAUCGGACGUACCUGCCAUGUUUCCGGAACUUCAGCAGACUCCAUUUGACUGGCAGUUUAAGACGGAACCAUCAGAAGAUUAUUGUCAAGCGAUGGAAAAUGGACAGUGCAACUGGCCACGCGGCAAGGUACUCGGGGGUUGCAGCGUGUUGAACGCGAUGUUGUAUGUCCGCGGCAACAGGAAGGAUUACGACGAAUGGGAGCAGUUAGGUAAUCCAGGUUGGGACUACAAAAGCGUGUUACCCUAUUUCAAGAAGUCAGAGGAUAUAAGGAUCGAAGAGUUGAAGAAUUCUCCCUAUCACAAUACCGGUGGACACCUGACCGUCGAGCAUUUUAGGUACCGGACUCCUAUAACGAACUAUUUGAUAAAGGCAGGCCAAGAUAUGGGAUACGACAUUGUGGACAUCAACGGACCUACUCAAACCGGAUUCACAUUUUCCCAGGCCACGAUAAGAAACGGGCUACGUUGUAGCACUGCGAAGGCUUUUUUACGAUCAGCUUCUAAGAGAACGAAUCUACACGUUAGCGUGCUCUCAACUGCAGAGAAGAUUCUGGUUCGCAUAGAUGGACAAUCGAAGACCGCGCAUAGCGUCCAAUUUCGUGUUGGAUCGAAACUCCACAAGGUAAACGCGAAUCGCGAGAUCAUUUUGUCCGCUGGUGCGAUACAAUCGCCACAAUUGCUGAUGGUGUCUGGUAUUGGUCCGAAAGAUCAUUUGAAGGAAAUGGGAAUCCCAUUGGUGCAGGAUGCACCCGGGGUGGGUGAAAAUCUUCAGGAUCACGUGAUAAUAGGCGGUAUGAAUUACUUGAUAGAUCCACCAAAGGAUUGUAUGAACAACGAACCUUUUACAUUUAAUUUACUGCAAACCAUUACGCCGUAUACGAUCACGGAAUUCGCUGUGAACCAUACUGGGACUCUAUAUUCGAUGCCGUACUGUGAAGCCAUGGGUUUCAUUAACAGCAAGUACGCAGACGAGUCUGCGGAUUAUCCAGACUUACACAUCGCCCUGGCAUCUACAGGCGAUCAUAUGGGCGGUGGUGUCUUUAUGAAGAGGCCUGGCAAGGAGAUCAUACCGUACGCAGACGCAUAUGGGGCUAUUUCAUAUCUGCUAAGACCUCGAAGUAAAGGAUACAUUAAAUUGCGUUCCAGGAACGUGCAUCGGCAUCCGAUAAUCGUUGCAAAUUACUUUCAGGAUCCUCACGAUCUCAAUGUUCUGAUAGAAGGAGCGAAGUUCAUUCAUGGUAUGAGCGAGACCCCGACAAUGGAGCAGUUAAACGCACGAGCGGAUCUAAACAGUAUUCCACAGUGUUUGUCGUUACCGUUUCCAUCGGACGAUUACUGGAGAUGUUACGUGCGAUUUUAUUCAAUGUCGAUUUUUCAUCAGAGCGGGACAUGCAAAAUGGGACCAGCGGCGGAUCCCAUGGCUGUCGUGGACUCUAGACUAAAAGUUUAUGGAAUUUCUGGACUACGGGUGGUCGAUGCUUCGAUUAUGCCGAACAUCGUUUCUGGUAACACGAAUGCGCCGACUAUUAUGAUAGCUGAAAAGGCUGCAGAUAUGAUUACCAAAGAAUGGAAAAUGUGUUAA
This is a messenger RNA of Dufourea novaeangliae, 4171 nucleotides long. RefSeq lists its product as uncharacterized. The record is from RefSeq and is a predicted model, not a curated record. The transcript has 11 exons. Gene Ontology annotation, molecular function: flavin adenine dinucleotide binding; oxidoreductase activity, acting on CH-OH group of donors. The coding region runs from base 335 to 4171 and encodes 1278 amino acids. Lineage: Eukaryota; Metazoa; Arthropoda; Insecta; Hymenoptera; Halictidae.